GCACUCACUCACUCACUCACUCUCUCACUCACGCUUUUUUCUUCUUCACAGUAACGCUCUGAAAACCAGAGCAAAAAAGCAACAACACAAACAACACACUCUCUCUUUCUCUCUUUUUCUUUUUGUUCUUGCUUGGUUCUUCUUGCAAACAGAGCUAACGCAUUGAGCAAAAUUUGAAUAAUGUCGUCGAACAAUCAUCGCCGUUCAUCGUUCUCUUCCUCCACCGCAUCGUCGUUAGCCAAACGCCAUGCAUCAGACAACAACAACAACAAUAACAAUAACUACGUCGUUGGUGCGGCGGCGGUUAAGGCUCCGGCCGCCGCUUCUCACUCCGCCAAGAAGCGUCCCCCUCUCUCCAACCUCACCAAUCACAUCGCUUCUCGCAACUCAUCGUCACAGUCAUUGGUACCAUGCGUGAGUAAAUUUGCGAAAACCAAGAAAGAGGCACCUCCUAAAGUAGCACCUGCUUUGCCGAAUGUGAAAUCUGCUGCUGCUGCGGUUGUUUUUCCUAAGGUUGCUACUGCUACUGCUUCGUUCACUGAAAGGAACGAAGAUGAUGCUGCUGCUGCUGCUUCAGGGGCUAGAGUUUCUGUUCCUGUUUCGACCAGCAUGGAUGUUUCCCCUUGUAAAUCUGAUGGGUGUUCGGUUUCUAUGGAUGAGUCCAUGUCUUCUUGUGAUUCUUUCAAGAGUCCUGCUGAGAUUGAAUAUGUGGACAAUAGUGAUGUUUCAGCUGUGGAUUCUAUUGAGAGGAAGACAUUCAGCAUUUUGAACAUCUCUGAUGCUAAAGAGCAAGCAGGAAACAUCUGUAGUAGGGACAUUCUUGUUGAGGAAUUGGAAAAGGGGGAGAAAAUUGUUAAUAUUGAUAAUGAUCACAUGGAUCCCCAGCUCUGUGCUUCCUUUGCUUGUGAUAUCUACAAGCACCUGCGUGCAUCUGAGGCAAAGAAAAGACCUUCCACAGAUUUCAUGGAGAAAGUUCAGAAGGAUAUAAAUACCAGCAUGCGUGCUAUAUUGAUCGACUGGCUUGUGGAGGUGGCUGAAGAGUAUAGACUAGUACCUGAUACAUUGUAUUUGACAGUAAACUACAUAGAUCGGUAUCUCUCAGGGAAUGCAAUGAGCAGGCAAAAGUUACAAUUACUUGGGGUUGCCUCCAUGAUGAUUGCCUCGAAAUAUGAGGAGAUUUGUGCACCUCAGGUGGAGGAAUUUUGUUACAUAACUGACAACACAUACUUCAAAGAGGAGGUCUUACAGAUGGAAUCUGAAGUCUUGAAUUUUCUGAAGUUCGAAAUGACAGCCCCAACAAUCAAAUGUUUCUUAAGACGAUUUGUACGUGCAGCUCAAGGAGUUGAAGAGGUCCCUUCCCUGCAACUUGAGAGUUUGACAAACUACAUUGCCGAAUUGUCUCUCAUGGAGUACAGCAUGCUUUGUUAUGCACCAUCACUUGUAGCUGCUUCUGCAAUUUUCCUGGCCAAAUUUAUACUAUUCCCUUCAAUAAAACCAUGGAGUUCAACAUUGCAGCAUUACACACUCUACCAGCCUUCUGAUUUGUGUGUUUGUGUAAAAGAACUCCAUCGCCUUUUUUGCAACAGCCCUAAUUCUAAUUUGCCCGCAAUUAAGGAGAAAUACAGUCAACACAAGUACAAAUAUGUGGCCAAGAAGUACUGCCCUCCUUCAAUACCUUCAGAAUUUUUCCAGAAUUGAGAGGAGAUGACAGUCCAAUUUCCAGUUGGAUAGGAUUAGAUUGACAUAGCAUUUCUCUCCAGAGAAAGGCUCUUUAGAAAAUAUCAAUGCUUCAAGAGUUAACUUGUAUUGAUAGCUAUUGCUUCAGCAUCAUUAAUGGCUAGAAGGAAUCAAAUGUCUAAAUUUGUUGUCCAAAUUA
Molecule: messenger RNA, 1876 nt
Organism: Lotus japonicus
Lineage: Eukaryota; Viridiplantae; Streptophyta; Magnoliopsida; Fabales; Fabaceae
Product: cyclin-A1-4-like
Exons: 11
Coding region: 181-1698 (505 amino acids)
Biological process (GO): mitotic cell cycle phase transition; regulation of cyclin-dependent protein serine/threonine kinase activity
Cellular component (GO): nucleus; cytoplasm; cyclin-dependent protein kinase holoenzyme complex
Molecular function (GO): cyclin-dependent protein serine/threonine kinase regulator activity
Source: RefSeq, a predicted model, not a curated record